AUGUCGAGGCUACACUUCUCUGUAUCUUCAGGUAGUCUCGUUAAGGCUGCCCCGGGUCGCGAAAGGACUCGAGUGAUCCGCAGCGGAUGUGUAAGACACUUUGACAAGUUGUACUUUGCGAUACUUAGGGGACCAUUGCACCCUGAAGUGAGCUGUGAGCGGUACGGACCUCAACUGCUCCUGAGAAACGGCAAGAGCAAGCCACAUGCCCCACUAGGCAGGAGCGCAGGUAUCCACUUCGCAACAGACUACCUGCCGGUUGCUGUGGUCCGUGUGGCUGGAGUAUUGUUUUUCUGCCACUGCUUUGCGAGAUGCUGUAGCCAAUGUUUCCUGCCGCAUCCAUCACCAUCGACAACCCGACUUGAAGCGGCGCAUCGAAGCACGCGAGCGCUCGGCGACAGCGCAGCGUCUAAGAGACUUUUUACUAACAUCAAACAGGUUUGCCAAAUCACUGGGAAGAGCUUUGACCCUGACUGUGGUCACCGCACGACGACCUCUAUUCCUCGAUCUCACCUCUCAGUCUUGUCAAUAUUUGCUGAAACGAUGUCUUCGUCGGCGAGCCGAGCUGCUGUCAGCACUCCCGUCAAGUCGACGCCGCAAAAGCCCACCCCUAUCGUCGACAGUCCUGGCACAUGGAGACAUCCACGCCUGAAUGAGAUCACGAGACGGCGGAACGCAACGACAUUUUCCGAAAAGAACGUUAGAAGAAUAGCUCUGAACGUCGGCUUCCUUCUCAGUCUCUGGCUGUUCCAGAUCUUUUCGCGUUCAUACGUUCCCGCACAAUGGUUUAGUAGCUCCUUGCGCUCAUAUCUGGGUUGGGCAUACUAUCUGGUCCAGCUCAUUCCGCUAGUGAACAUUGGCAUGGCUAUGCUGCCUCUACUUCGAUCGGCCGACGAUCUUUCCGACAUUCCCUUGACGCCCGCUCAGCGCCAACUUCUCGGACUGCCGCCUAGUUCUGCAGCAGCUACACCUGAUGCUGUUUACAGUACCCCGCCACGUUACUCGCGGACGCCUUCUCUGGCAGGUUCGCCCGCGAGCAACCGGAGCUUCUCUGGUUCCCCGCUUUCCGGCAGAGGCAGCCCAGCUCUUGGAAGCUCUUUCAAUGGAAACGGACAAUCUUACUCUCCUUCGCCUCUUCACAACAGCCCCUCCAAGUUCUCAGCCAGCUUAAACAGCAACCGGAGAUCAUCCUUUGGGUCUUCUACAAACCUGGCAGCAAGUACUGCAUCUUCCCUCUUCCCUGAUCCGGGAACGCCGAGCCCCUCUACCGGAAAGCGCACCAGCGUAGGACUGAACAACAAGUGGCUCUACGAGAGAGGGAGAAGGUCGUCAGGUGGUACCUGGAUGCAUUAG
Messenger RNA from Colletotrichum tamarilloi, 1353 nucleotides. Its product is annotated as nuclear pore complex component. Gene Ontology annotation, biological process: spindle pole body duplication; protein import into nucleus. Gene Ontology annotation, cellular component: nuclear outer membrane; nuclear pore transmembrane ring. The record is from RefSeq and is a predicted model, not a curated record. The transcript is spliced from 3 exons. Bases 1 to 1353 code for a protein of 450 amino acids. NCBI's taxonomy places the organism in Eukaryota, Fungi, Ascomycota, Sordariomycetes, Glomerellales, Glomerellaceae.